Triticum aestivum (bread wheat) is the source of this 1155-nucleotide messenger RNA. RefSeq lists its product as uncharacterized. The record is from RefSeq and is a predicted model, not a curated record. The transcript is spliced from 2 exons. Bases 187 to 807 code for a protein of 206 amino acids. Gene Ontology annotation, cellular component: exocyst. Gene Ontology annotation, molecular function: phosphatidylinositol-4,5-bisphosphate binding. NCBI's taxonomy places the organism in Eukaryota, Viridiplantae, Streptophyta, Magnoliopsida, Poales, Poaceae. Gene Ontology annotation, biological process: exocytosis.
UCCAAUCCUUGUUCCGGCGAAAUUCGAAUCCCGCCAGCGUCCAUCCCUCUUGCUCAACACCACUUCCAACGAGAUUCGAAACCCGUCGCCGCCAUCUGCACUCUGCAGCCCCAUUCCUCUUGCUCGCGCGCUGCCACCCGGACGACGACGGCGACGGAGAAGCAAGCCGGCCGGCGAGCUGAACCAAUGGAGGCGGUCUUCAGCAGGUCAGCUGAGAUUGCCGGUAUUUCCAACAGGAUGGUGAAUGAUUGGGAAGGAAUAGUCCUCGACUUCCGCAGUAGCGACGAAUCAACAAUUCAUCCAGCAAAUGACCUCCUCGUACAAGCCCUGCAGCAUUAUUUUGGUGACACAUACUUGGCGCAGUCAGUAGUACAACACACCACUGAACUUUGCUCUCACAUGAUUCGUCUCUGGCGAUCCAAGCUGGAGCAAGACGCAGAAUUGAUACACCCAGGUGAGAAGGGUCGAAAGUACAUAUUUCUCUUAAAUAACACAUACGUUGUUCGUCAAACGGUGUCGCGUCAAGGAGCAUAUUUUCCCAAAGUAGAACUGAGGAGUCGGCUCAGUUCAAUGAUCGAGGGAUACAAGAAGGGCUACUUGGACGAGUGUUGGGCUCCUCUGAACCGUUUAAAAUCGGAGGAGUUUACGGCCGAAUUUCUUGCCACCUGUAAUCGCCAGAGGACGUGGAAGGUUACAGCUGAGCUCAGGUACCAACUGCGGCAGGAGAUUCUGGAUUUGGUUGUUUCACAUUCACCGUAUGAGGUAUCCAACGGAAGCUGUAUGAUGGAAGGAUUAUUUGAAGGAUGACGAGCUAAGCUAAUCGGGAGGAUAGGACACUGGACUGGUACACGACCGUUGCAGUCAUUAUAUUUGGAGCUUCCUGCCAUAUCUUGCUAGUUGCACCUGUGCCCGUUCUGUCUUCUAUAUAUAGGGUUGACUUUAUGUAUACAAAGUAAAUUGAGAGUGUUGUUUCUGUUAGAGUUGCGUCGAAUAUUAUUGUACAAGGUAGGUUACAGUCGGACUUGAUUUUAGAUUCUGUGUAGACAGAGUACGAGUUGUGUUCUAAUAAAACAUUUGUACACUUGUAUCCUAGGCCUCUCAUAUAUAGCGAGGGUAACACCGCAAAAAAAAAUAUAGCGAGGGUAGACACACGAU